Messenger RNA from Lolium perenne, 2798 nucleotides. RefSeq lists its product as uncharacterized. Lineage: Eukaryota; Viridiplantae; Streptophyta; Magnoliopsida; Poales; Poaceae. The record is from RefSeq and is a predicted model, not a curated record.
UAGCGCUCCCGCAGACCUGGCCGCCGCUUACCGAACAUCCGCCUCUGCCGCGUGUUCCCAUCGCCGCGGUGCCUUCAUCCCUCUCGUCCACCACGACUUCAAUGGCCUCUGCUCACACGCUAACAGCGCCGACCUCUCCCCCGACCAUGUCGCCCAGAAUCCUAGGAUUGGGGAUUCCGGCGAGGUGGAGAGCGGGCAGGGCCGUCGUUAGCCGAGGCUCUCCCCGUCAUCACCCCGUUUGUGCGCGCACUUGCAGCAGCUCCCCUGCCCCAGAUUUCUUCCCUCCCUCCCUCCCUCUGCAAUUUUCAAUUUCUCAGGUUCUCUCCUUUUGCUGUAGUUUUGGAUAGGAAUGUGCAAUAUUGAUGAUCUCAGGCACAACCUCACUAACGACAUUCCUGGAGGCUGAAGCUCUGGCGGCUGAUUCAGGGCGCACAUAUCAUCCUCGGGCCAGGACCAAUAUUAUGGCUGGAUUGCUGACGCUGGUAAACGAAUGGCUGAUCCGGGGGUUGGUCCUUUCGAGCUUUGUGGCAUACCUUGUCCUGAUCCACUUUGCGGGAGUUCGACGGCGUAGAGCAUCUGGCUGGCGGAUGCUCCUCCUAUGGCCUGCGUACCAGGUUGCCAGCUUGGCUACGACCAAGGCACUAGCUAACUUGUUCCUUGGCAGCGCGUCUCAAGAGCUGCAGCUUGUGGCGUUCUGGACGCCUUUCCUCCUAAUGCACCUUGGCAGACCAGACAACAUCAGUGCCUUUUCUAUCGAGGACAAUGUGCUUGCAGCGCGCCAAGUGCUAGAAGUCUCUUUACAGGUCGUAUCGGUCAUCUUUGUCCUAUACAAGCAUAUUGUUGUUGGUGGCAAUGCAGGGACCUUGCUGCCGGCGUCCUUCAUCAUGUUCUCCCUGGGCAUUGCCAAGUAUAUAGAGGGCACAGUGGCGCUAUGGCGGGGCGGCUUGGGAAAUAUCCGGAGCUCACUCAAGGAGCUGGAGCCAAUGGGCCUCAGUUCUUACUUGAUGAGUCGAGUUCGAGGGGAGGAGCUGGAUAACGAGCAAGCCCUGCUGGCCGCUCAUGGUCUAUUUUACGUCAGUAAGGGAGAAUUCACUGAUUAUCCGUUUGGCAAGAAUCCGCUCAGGCGCGACCUUACACGCGAAAAAGAAUUCUCUGGUGGAUGGAAGGGCGUGUGCAAGAUGGUGGAGAUGGAGCUUUCCCUCAUGUACGACAUCAUGUACACCAAGGCAGCAGUUGUCCAUACCUGGCCAGGUUACGGCCUCCGUGUCAUUUCGCCGCCCUGCACCGCAACCGCGUUUGCGCUCUUCUGGCUACACAGCAAAGAAGGCCAGAGGAGCGCAGAUGUCGUAAUCACUUACAUCUUGCUGGUUGCAACCUUCAUCCUGGAUGUAAGAUGGCUGCUCGGAGCACUAGGGUCCACGUGGACAUAUGCCUUCAUCAACAACAGGUAUUGGCUCAAGAACUUUGUGGAGACAUGGAAGGGGCUCCGUCUCUUCCUCGUGUUUCUAGCCCCGUCACGGCUCUUCAUCAAGGAGCCAACGAGUUACAGGAGGUGGUCGGGAGCCAUCGGGAGGUACAACCUGUUACACGAGUGCACUCGUGAAACCACCAGCCUACUCAGCAGACUGGUUAAGAAUUUUGCAUCUACAGGCGUUUGGAUGGAAUACCAGUAUGGGUACUUGGAUGGCCUUGAAAUCUCACCAUUCAUCAGGGACUUGUUGUUUAAAAAAGUUUGGGAAAAGCUGAAGUCAUCAUAUGAACUAGACAAACCACCACCACCACCAGAGGCUGCACCACCGAAGCCGGAUGCUCAGCCGCCGCCAAAGCCAAAGCCACCGGUGCCAGAAGCAGUGCACGAUCCAAGAGGUGCUUUGGCUAAUCGUAGGAAACUAGACGAAGCUCUUGGGAUCGGCCCUGAAUUCCAAGAGGUCGUCCUCACAUGGCACAUCGCCACGGAGGUUUUUCUCUUGCGCAGGCCAAGAGAAGGAGUAUCGUUCAAUUACGAGUACGUCAAGGCAAUAAAAGAGCUGUCAAGUUAUAUGAUGUUCAUUGUGGCUGUACGCCCCCACAUGCUACCAGGCCUUAAGCUCUCCAGCCUGCAUGAAGUAACCCGCGAGGAUUUGGAAGUUCUUUGGCAUCGCAAUAAAAACAUGCAUUGUUCUACAGAUAGAGAUGACGAGCUGGCGAGCAUCCUGCAACGCCAAGAGGAGAUUGCGCCAGGCACAGACAGUGAGCCUGGUAGUACAAGUAGUAGAAGCAAGCUGUACAACAAGAGUCUUAUUCUCUCUGAUGGAAUUCAGUACGCCAGGCUCAUGCUAGAACGGAUCAGGCCAUCGAAUUGCCCCGAGAAGAGGGGACCCCCCAAAGAUAUGCGUAUGCAUCAUAUGCUGCGGGACGUUUGGCGUGAACAAGUAUUGGAUCUGCAGAUAAUGUUGGAGCGCAUCCUUGAUGCCUGGGUGAAGUUGCUCAUCUAUGCGUCCAUCCGAUGCAGCCGGGAUUCCCAUGCCAAGCAGCUCGCAAUGGGAGGUGAGCUCACCACCAUCGUCUGGAUCCUUGAUGCACACGCCAGGAUAGAUGGCGAAAAGGGUGCACCUGACCAGUUUGCUCUGCUGCAUACUCAUAUCUAGUUAUCGAUCGUUUCUUGUUCUUCCUUGACUAUUUUUUCUUCCCAUUCCACCUUUAUAAUCGAUUUGCUCUGCUUUUUGUGCCGCUAGACAUUGUUUGUCUAGACUCUAGAAUAAGACUCGAUUAUUUCUCUCUAUGCUAUUUAUAUGCUAGCAUCCAGUUACACGCUUUUA